AUGAAGAAUAGCCUCGUCGUCGCAGCCGCUGCGCUGCUCGGUGCCGCCAAUGCUGGGGUCCAUCGUAUGAAGCUCCAGAAGGUGCCUUUGGAGGAGCAAUUGAGUGCUGCCAACAUCGGCGACCACGUGCGAGCCCUCCGCCACAAAUACACACAGAAGACUAUGGGGGGUCCAACGGAGGACAUCUUCAGACAUACAUCUAUCGACGCUGAUAGUCCUCAUGAUGUUCCGGUCGAGAACUUUCUGAAUGCUCAAUAUUUCAGCACCAUUGCUCUCGGAACACCACCCCAGGAAUUCAAGGUUGUCCUGGACACCGGUAGCUCCAAUCUCUGGAUUCCUAGUGCCUCCUGUGGUUCGAUCGCCUGCUACCUUCACCAGAAAUACGAUUCCUCUUCAUCUUCCACCUACAAGAAGAAUGGAUCGGAGUUUGGUAUUCGAUAUGGUUCUGGUGAAGUGGCCGGUUUCAUCUCCCAGGACAUUCUGCGCAUUGGCGAUCUCAAGGUUCAGGACCAACUCUUCGGCGAGGCGACUAGCGAGCCCGGCCUUGCUUUUGCCUUUGGCCGUUUCGACGGUAUUCUGGGUCUGGGCUAUGACACCAUUUCAGUCAACCACAUCCCCCCCCCUUUCUACAACAUGGUCGACCAAAAGCUCCUUGAUGAGCCUGUCUUCGCCUUCUACCUUGGUAACACGGACGAUGGCACCGAGUCAGAAGCCACCUUUGGUGGUAUUGACAGCAGCCACUACACCGGCAAGAUGAUCAGGAUCCCACUACGCCGCAAGGCGUAUUGGGAAGUCAACCUGGACUCCAUUACAUUUGGCGAGGACACGGCCGACCUCGACAACACUGGUGUCAUCCUCGACACCGGCACUUCACUGAUUGCCCUACCAUCCACCCUUGCUGAGUUACUCAACAAGGAAAUUGGCGCCAAAAAGGGAUUCAACGGUCAAUACACUGUUGAAUGUGAAAAGCGGGACUCUCUUCCCGAUGUCAGCUUCACCCUCAGUGGAUAUAACUUUUCCAUUACGGCCCACGACUACAUUCUCGAAGUCCAAGGUUCGUGUAUCAGCAGCUUCAUGGGCAUGGAUUUCCCGGCCCCGACUGGUCCUCUUGCCAUCCUUGGUGACAGCUUCUUGAGGAAAUGGUACAGCGUGUAUGAUCUCGGCAACGAUGCAGUUGCCUUGGCCCAAGCCAAGUAA
Rhinocladiella mackenziei CBS 650.93 is the source of this 1197-nucleotide messenger RNA. Its product is annotated as vacuolar protease A. Bases 1 to 1197 code for a protein of 398 amino acids. Gene Ontology annotation, molecular function: aspartic-type endopeptidase activity. The transcript is spliced from 4 exons. The record is from RefSeq and is a predicted model, not a curated record. Gene Ontology annotation, cellular component: fungal-type vacuole. Gene Ontology annotation, biological process: proteolysis. NCBI's taxonomy places the organism in Eukaryota, Fungi, Ascomycota, Eurotiomycetes, Chaetothyriales, Herpotrichiellaceae.